CAUCCUCAAACGUCCCAUCCACACGCCGCAGCGACUGGGACGAGCCGACGAGCUGUCCCACGGCACUCACACCCCACCCCUACUGGGCAAGGCGCUGGAGUGACGGCAUCAGCCACCCUCUGCUGGCCAGACCGGAAUGAGCUAAAGUGACGCCGGUGACAGUCUCGAGGGCAUCAAGGGAGGGGGGCGGGUGCAGGGUGGACGGGAGGGGCGGUUGAUGUCGCUGCAGUGACUGCAUCUCCCUGCUGCUUAGGUGGGCGCCCUCCAAUAAUUGGAUUGUGUGUCCUCAGCGUGCCGCCCUGCAUGCUGGCUGCCCGGCGGCCGGCAAUGUACCCCUCGAUCAUGGCUAUGAAGACGUCGAUGCACCAGAGGGCGGCAUUCAUGGGAUAGCGCAAGACGAUAGCUGCCAGCCGUGUAAGCCGGGCCGCCCAUUUGGUGACCAGAUCCAGAGGGACACGCUGCCAGAUGCGCCGCUCGGCCGCGCCACUGCUGUCGAUGGUGACGGUGUGAUGCUUCGGCAGUGAGUGCUCCCAUGUGUUGCCGGACAGCUGGACGAGUAGACAGAGGGGGAGGAAGGCCGUGAUGCAGGUGAGCAGACCCGGCUGCACAAAACGAACACAAACAGCGACAGUGAGCCAUCGCCCGUCCAUUGUUGUGUGCGUGAUUUCCUCACCGUGUCUGAGAUCUUCUGCCUCAGUUCCCUCUCCCUCUCCUCUCUCUGUGCCCGUCGCCGCCCUUGGUCGCUCGCAGCACCAGGAGUACCAGCAGCAGAAGAUGACGGCUCGGCGGUGCGGAAUCGAUGGGCCUACAACGAUACACACAAACGAGUGAACGACGCCGACUUACACAUCCAGACACACACUAUGGCAGGGCGUCCAUUCAUCGUGCAGCAAAAUGCAGCCUCACCUGACGGCCGUCAUCGGCAGUUGCAGCAUCAGACAUGGUCGUCCAUCACACGAUGAAGCGAACAGCAGACUUCGCUGCGGAUGAAGAACAGACAUGUCGACGCCGUUCAACAAAGCACCUGCAGCAUGAGAAAGAAUGCUUGUGAUGGAUGCUUUGCGUCCGUCGCUGUUUGUCCGCCUCCGCGCACACUUACUUGUGUCGUUCAUCGGUCUGUCAUCGAUACGUCAAUGGAAUGCAGUGCAUUCUGAUCAGCG
Messenger RNA from Vitrella brassicaformis, 1160 nucleotides. The record is from the annotation of a GenBank genome assembly. Lineage: Eukaryota; Vitrellaceae.